CUUCUUUACAAUACAGCUGUAUCUAGUAUAACUAUAGACUAAAUCCAGAAAUCUAGGAGGUUUUAAUUUUUUGGAACUCACAAUAUUUCCAUACUGCCAUAAGAAGCCAUGAAUCUAACAACUGAACCGUCAUCAAUUGAAGAUGAUUUCAACUAUGGAACAAAUGUCAAACAGGCAACCAUGGGUGUCAGGCUUGGAUUCCUCAGAAAAGUCUACUGCAUCUUGACUGCUCAACUAGCAAUAACAACUGUGAUGUGUGCACUAUUCAUCAGUGUGGAUACGUUGAAAAAUUUUGCUCAGAACAGUCAACCUGUUCUCAUUGUGACAAUGGUUUUAUCAAUUGGAUUGAUAUUUGCAUUACUUUUGAAAAGACAUGAACAUCCUACAAAUAUGUAUCUACUACUUGCAUUUACACUUGUCGAAUCCUAUACUGUUGCUACAUAUGUCACCUUUUUCAAAGUGGAAAUUGUUCUACAAGCAUUCAUCCUUACCCUGUCAGUUUUCUGCAUUCUCACAUCUUAUACUUUACAAAGCAAGAGGGAUUAUUCAUCUUGGGGAGCUGCUCUCUUUGUUGGUUUAUGGGUUCUGGUUGGCACUGGAAUUUUGCAAAUUUUCUUUCACAAUGACACCUUCGAAAUGUUUUGUGCAAGUGCUGGCGCCUUAUUGUUCUGCAUGUUCAUCAUUUACGAUACUCAUCUUAUCAUGAAACGUCUUUCUCCUGAGGAAUACAUUGUUGCAUCAAUCAAUCUAUAUCUUGAUGUCAUCAACUUAUUCAUGGAAACGCUCCGCAUUCUCAGCAAAAUGAACAAUAAAUAGGUCUUGAGUUAGGUUUUGUUCUCAAUAUUCGGUGAUUAUGCAUAAAUCAUACUGUUGUUAUUGAAUAGUUUGGACUUGCAGAGUUUUUCUUUAUCUGUUACUUAAAUGUUAAAUCUUGCUUAUGAUACUCAGGUCAGUAAAACUUGGUAAACUAUGUUUUCUCAAGAAUAUUGUUGUAUCUAGUAUCAGAAACAUAUGAAAUUUAUUAUAGUCCUAUGCUUAUUGGCGAUAUUGCUUGUUAUGUUAGCAUAGGUCAAGCCUGUCAAGAUAUAUUAUGCCAUACUGUGAAUGUAUGAUGACGAACUUUUUUUAAUUAAUGUCCACUCUACUGCUUUAUUUAGAUGCUUGUAUAUUGCAUUAGUCUAUGGUGAUUUUAUUCAAGUACAAGCUACUUAUAAUGCAGCUGCAAAUUCCCAUACUAUGAGAGUUUAGUUUCUGAUGAUUUUAGCACCUCAGGCGCUUAUGACGUUUUUGUUAAAGUUAUCUUCUUAGUUUGGAUGGAAUCAUUCUCACUUAUUCAAUUUUUGAAACAUAUUUUAUCAAUUUCAUGAAAAGAAAAGUGCACAUUGUUUUUUGCUGAUUUUGUAUUUCUUUGGGCACUUUGAAUCAUUUUCAGAUAAGGAAUUUGUAGUCAAUUUGCCACCAUGAAUAUCGUUAAUUAACAGUGCAAUAAAACCGGUUUUUCAAGUAAAAUUAAUUUUCUCUAAGAUUAAUCUAUUUUUUCAGAGAAUGUUAUUAGCUUCGUUUUUGUUUGUAGGUAAUAUAGAGUAAAAUUUCAACUUAUGUUGUGUCUUGACAACAAAUAUGGUUUUUGUCAUGUAUUCAUUAUCGUUGGAAUAUCGAUCACAAACACAUUUUUUUUUGGUUUUGCAUACUGUAUGAGUGUAAUCCAAUGUUUUCCUAGUGCACCGCUUGUUUACGCCAUCCUUUUGUAUUUGCUGAAUAGAGUCAAUACUAUGAGAUUAUUUGAAGCUUGUCCUUAUUAAUAGUUUACAUGCCAUAGUUUAUGUAGGGAUGCCUUUUAUUGAUGAUUGAAUAAGUGACAGUCACCACAGUCUGUUUCUGCGGUUACACGUUUGUUUUAAAAUCAUAGGUUUUAUGGAUGUAUAUAUAUGUAAAUCGGUUGAAUUUUAUGUGUGACACAUAGAAUCGACCAGAUUGUUUGAAUAUAUAAUGAUUAUAAUAA
Styela clava is the source of this 2002-nucleotide messenger RNA. Its product is annotated as protein lifeguard 4-like. NCBI's taxonomy places the organism in Eukaryota, Metazoa, Chordata, Ascidiacea, Stolidobranchia, Styelidae. Gene Ontology annotation, cellular component: membrane. Gene Ontology annotation, biological process: negative regulation of apoptotic process. The record is from RefSeq and is a predicted model, not a curated record.